Messenger RNA from Thlaspi arvense, 361 nucleotides. NCBI's taxonomy places the organism in Eukaryota, Viridiplantae, Streptophyta, Magnoliopsida, Brassicales, Brassicaceae. The record is from the annotation of a GenBank genome assembly.
GUUUUAUUCUUUAAUUUUGAAUCAAAAGAACAAAACUUAUAAGAGAAUGGUACAAAAAGUGUGUAUGGUGAUAGUGAUAACAUUGGUAAUGUUAGGAUGCCAUCUACAUACAUGCAAUGGAGUGGAAGAUAUGUCAAAGGAAGACACAUACACACCAUCAUCUAUCGAACCGAUGAAAAUAAUAAAGCCAACAGGAGUUCCAGAUCCAAUAUGCAUUAGGGAUUGUAGGGGGAAAAGUCACACCAAAGAAGAAUUUGGAACAUGUGUCCAAAAUUGCUUUCAUGACUAUUAAUGUUCUAUAUUGAUGUAAUGUAUAUAUCUUUCUUACGCGCAAGUUUUGAAUUUUUUGCUGAGGUUUAAG